This is a messenger RNA of Dovyalis caffra, 2070 nucleotides long. NCBI's taxonomy places the organism in Eukaryota, Viridiplantae, Streptophyta, Magnoliopsida, Malpighiales, Salicaceae. The record is from the annotation of a GenBank genome assembly.
AUGCCAGUGGCCAACCCCGAGCCAAACCGAGCCAGCAGGGCACGACAAACGAAUCGACCUCCACCAGCUCGACCCCCACAUCAAUCGCGCAGAGUUCCAUUACGCCAACUCCUCAGCGUGACAUCAAUCGCUGGCGGGAUACAAUUCGGCUGGGCGUUACAGCUCUCUCUCUUAACACCCUAUGUGCAAGAGCUAGGAAUCCCUCACCAAUGGGCGAGUAUUAUCUGGCUGUGCGGUCCAUUAUCAGGACUGUUUGUGCAACCUCUUGUCGGCCUCAUGAGCGAUCGGUGCACCAGCCGGUUUGGAAGACGAAGGCCGUUUAUUGUUGCAGGGGCGAUUUUGAUUGCAGGUUCGGUUUUGAUUAUUGGUCAUUCCGCUGAUAUUGGAUGGUGGUUAGGUGAUAGAGGAGAUGUCAGACCAAGAGCAAUUGGUGCUUUUGUGUUUGGCUUUUGGAUUCUUGAUGUUGCUAAUAAUAUGACACAGGGUCCUUGUCGUGCUCUACUCGCUGAUCUUACUGGAAAGGAUCAUCGAAGAACUAGAGUCGCAAAUGCUUAUUUCUCACUAUUCAUGGCUGUUGGUAAUAUUCUUGGUUUUGCCACUGGAUCAUAUAGUGGGUGGUACAAGGUUUUUCCGUUCACUGUUACUUCUGCAUGCGAUAUUGACUGUGCGAAUCUCAAGUCUGCCUUUUAUCUUGACAUUGUUUUCAUUGCAAUUACUGCAUACAUAAGCAUCUCAACAGCUCAAGAAUCACCUCUAGAUUUGUCUGCCAGAUCUAUGUUUGCUACUGAAGAAAUUCCAGGUCAGUCGAACCCUGAACAAGAGGCUUUUCUCUGGGAGCUCUUUGGGACUUUUAGAUAUUUCCCAUGGACUGUAUGGAUAAUAUUGCUUGUUACUGCUCUCAAUUGGAUUGGUUGGUUUCCAUUUCUUCUCUUUGACACUGACUGGAUGGGUCGAGAAAUUUAUGGCGGCAAGCCAAAUGAAGGACAAAAUUAUAACGCUGGAGUCAGAAUGGGUGCCUUUGGUCUGAUGUUCAAUUCUGUUAUUCUUGGAGUAACAUCUGUGCUCAUGGAGAAGCUCUGCAGCAAGUGGGGAGCAGGUUUCAUGUGGGGACUUUCGAACAUCUUAAUGGCUCUGUGCUUUCUUUCAAUGCUUAUACUCUCCUAUGUGGCAAGGCAUAUUGGCUACAUUGGUCAUCAUCCACCACCAGAUAGCAUUAUAGUAGCUGCACUAGUGAUUUUUGCAGUGCUUGGCAUGCCAUUGGCGAUCACUUACAGUGUUCCAUAUGCUUUGGUUUCCUCGCGUAUUGAAUCUUUGGGACUUGGACAAGGGUUGUCAAUGGGUGUUCUUAAUUUGGCAAUUGUGCUCCCACAGGUGGUGGUUUCUCUGGGAAGUGGACCAUGGGAUCAACUAUUUGGUGGUGGAAACUCACCGGCCAUUGCCGUUGGAGCACUUGCUGCCUUUACUGCUGGAAUUAUAGCCAUCUUGGGUAUUUCUCGAUCUCCUGAAAGAAAGAGGCAGGGUGAGGAGGAUGGAAUCUGUGAAUUUGUUCGAGUUUCUAGAGGAGGAAACCAAGGGAAACUGAUUCUUGAAGAAGCUCAGUCUGUGGAAAAGGCAAAAAAAGUUGAACUCUUCUACUUGUUACGGAGGGUAAUGAUGGUAGGGCUGCUGCUUCUGUUGCCUCACAGACACAGCCAAGGCUCUCUCCCACAGAGAGACAGACUCAUCUCUGUUGUGGGAAAAGGGAUACAAAUUAAAUGGUUGCUAUUGGAGCACGUAAUUGUCGCUCAGUGUUCCCUUUCUUCCAUCUGCCGGUUCUCCAAACAGCCAUUUACUGUGAUCUCCAUUAAUACUCCUAGUGGUCCCAUUCAUGACGCCACGCCACCUCCACAUAUCAUGAAGAUAACCUUUUUAAAAGAGCACAAAUUAUAUUGGUUAAGGAGAGGGCAUAAUAAAAUAUCCUCUGGAUUUGACAUUUCUAGCCACUUGGAAACCCCUCGCAAAACCCCACCUCUUUGUUCAUUGGUUAAAGGCCAAGUUACCCACAACCAUAGCAUGGUUUUGUUCCCAUAA